Molecule: messenger RNA, 1398 nt
Organism: Balearica regulorum gibbericeps (East African grey crowned-crane)
Lineage: Eukaryota; Metazoa; Chordata; Aves; Gruiformes; Gruidae
Source: RefSeq, a predicted model, not a curated record
AUGGAAGGAGAGACGGUACCCGAGACCAGGAGAGCCGCCAGCAAAGCCACCCACAUCGCCCUCGGCGUCUUUGUGAGCGGCACCGUUGUGCUUGGCACCAUGCUUUUCUUGGUUAGCCAAGGUCUUGUAAAAUUUCAUCCGAAGCAACAGUACUGUUUGACCUCAGAAUGCAUUGAAGCUGCUGCUAGCAUCCUAAGCAAGAUAAAUCAAUCUGUAGAUCCGUGUGAGAACUUUUAUCGAUUUGCGUGUGAUGGCUGGAUAUCUAAUCACCCUAUUCCUGAAGACAUGUCAAACUAUGGUGUUUAUCCUUGGCUGCGACACAAUGUGGACCUCAAACUAAAGGCAUUGCUCGAGAAACCCAUCAGCAAAAGACGAGACAGUGAAGCUGUACAGAAGGCCAAGAUCCUUUACGCAUCCUGCAUGAACGAGAAUAAAAUUGAAAAAGCUGACGUGAAACCCCUGUUAAGUAUACUGAGGCAUUCACCUUUUCGCUGGCCUGUGCUGGACUCCAACAUUGGACCUGAAGGACUGUGGUCAGAAAGGAGGUUUAGCUUAGUCCAAGCCUUGGCAACUCUUCGUGGUCAAUACAGUAACUCUGUCUUCAUCCGUUUAUAUGUGGCUGCUGAUGACAAAAUCUCCAAUCGGUAUAUCCUGAAGCUCGAUCAAGCAAGCCUCUCUCUUGCAUCUCGAGAGGAUUACCUAGAAAACACCACAGAAGCUAAAUCUUACAGAGAUGCCUUUUUGCAGUUCAUGAUUGAUACAGCAGUGCUUCUGGGUGCAAAUGCUUCACGAGCUGAAUCUGAUAUGAAGUCGGUUCUAAGACUGGAAGUUAAAAUAGCUGAGAUCAUGAUUCCAUAUGAAAAUCGAACAAGCGAGGUGAUGUACAAUAAAAUGAACAUAUCGGAGCUUAGUACCAUGAUACCACAGUUUGACUGGCUGGGAUACAUCAAGAAGGUGAUUGACACCAGACUCUAUCCUGAGCUCAAAGAUAUAGGUCCUUCAGAAAAUGUGAUUGUCCGUGUUCCCCAGUACUUCAAAGAUUUAUUCAGGAUACUAGAAAAUGAAAGGAAAAAGACUCUUGCCAACUAUCUGGUGUGGAGAAUGGUUUAUUCAAGGUUAUUUAACCUCAGUAGACGCUUUCAGUAUCGGUGGCUGGAAUUUUCUCGGGUGAUCCAUGGAACCACAACUUUGCUGCCCCAGUGGGAUAAAUGUGUGGACCUUGUUGAAAGUGCGCUCCCUUACGUUGUGGGCAAGAUGUUUGUGAAUGCCCAUUUUCAAGAAGACAAGAAAGAGAUGAUGGAGGAGUUGACUGAAGGAAUUCGCUGGGCUUUUAUUGACAUGCUGGAAAAGGAAAAUGACUGGAUGGACUCUCAAACAAAAAGAAAAGCUUAUGAGAAG